CAAAAACAUCUUGCUACCUCAAAAUUCUCGUUGAAGCAAACCCCCAUCCCUCUACACAAUGCUUCGAAGUUUAUCUGUGCCUCGAGCGGCCGUAAGGUCGGCUUUCAAGCAAAGCUCGUCUCUCCCUAAAGUAGUUGCCCCUUCAGCGAUUGCGAGAUUAUCAAAACGUUCCUAUGCCACCGAAGCUGAGGAGCGGGAUCUGGUCAUCAUCGGAGGUGGUGUUGCCGGCUAUGUCGCCGCCAUCAAAGCCGGCCAGGAAGGCUUGAAGGUUACAUGUAUCGAGAAGCGCGGGACACUCGGUGGCACAUGCUUGAACGUUGGCUGCAUUCCAUCAAAAGCUCUCCUCAACAACUCCCAUCUAUACCACCAGAUUCUCCACGACACCAAAAACCGAGGUAUCGAAGUCGGCGAUGUGAAGCUUAACUUGGAGCAAUUGAUGAAAUCAAAAGAUACCGCUGUUGCCGGCCUGACCAAGGGUGUUGAGUUCUUGUUCAAGAAAAACAACGUGGAGUACAUCAAAGGCACGGGAUCCUUUGUCAAUGAGCACGAAAUCAAGGUCAACCUCUCGGAGGGUGGCGAGCGAAGCGUAGUCGGAAAGAACAUUAUCAUUGCAACAGGAAGUGAGGCUACGCCCUUCCCUGGACUCGAGGUCGACGAGAAGAGAAUCGUUACGAGCACCGGUGCUCUCGCUCUGGAGAAGGUUCCGGAGAGCAUGGUUGUCAUCGGAGGUGGUAUCAUCGGUCUUGAGAUGGGCUCCGUCUGGUCAAGAUUAGGCGCGAAGGUCACUGUCGUCGAAUACCUUGGACAGAUCGGAGGCCCCGGAAUGGAUUCCGAAAUCUCAAAAUCGGCGCAAAAGAUCCUGAAGAAGCAAGGCAUCGACUUUAAGCUCAACACCAAGGUAUUGGGUGGUGAUGUCAGCGGCGACAAGAUCAAGCUUGAGGUUGAGGCCGCGAAAGGAGGAAAGAAUGAGACACUUGAAGCGGAAGUCGUUCUCGUUGCUAUCGGUCGUCGACCAUACACUGCUGGUCUCGGAUUAGAGAACAUUGGCCUCGAGACCGACGAGAGAGGAAGACUGGUCAUCGACUCCGAAUACCGCACCAAGAUCCCCCACAUCCGCGUUGUCGGUGACUGCACAUUCGGCCCCAUGCUUGCCCACAAGGCGGAAGAGGAAGCUGUGGCAGUGGUUGAAUACAUCAAGAAGGGAUACGGACACGUCAACUACGGUGCCAUCCCAUCUGUCAUGUACACUCAUCCCGAGGUUGCGUGGGUGGGCCAGAAUGAGCAAGAAUUGAAGGCUGCGGGCGUUAAAUACAAGAUCGGCACAUUCCCAUUCUCAGCGAACUCGAGAGCAAAGACGAACCUCGACACCGAGGGUAUGGUUAAGAUGAUCGUGGAUGCCGAGACAGACAGAAUUCUUGGUAUCCACAUUAUUGGACCGGGUGCAGGCGAGAUGAUUGCGGAAGGUACGCUGGCGAUCGAGUAUGGAGCGUCGAGUGAGGAUAUUGGACGAACAAGUCACGCACACCCAACACUGUCUGAGGCCUUCAAAGAAGCUGCUAUGAACUGCUACAGCAGUGCCAUCCACUUCUAA
Molecule: messenger RNA, 1591 nt
Organism: Amorphotheca resinae ATCC 22711
Lineage: Eukaryota; Fungi; Ascomycota; Leotiomycetes; Helotiales; Amorphothecaceae
Exons: 5
Coding region: 59-1591 (510 amino acids)
Cellular component (GO): mitochondrion; oxoglutarate dehydrogenase complex
Molecular function (GO): flavin adenine dinucleotide binding; dihydrolipoyl dehydrogenase (NADH) activity
Source: RefSeq, a predicted model, not a curated record